Molecule: messenger RNA, 4460 nt
Organism: Culex pipiens pallens (northern house mosquito)
Lineage: Eukaryota; Metazoa; Arthropoda; Insecta; Diptera; Culicidae
Gene: RtGEF
Product: rho guanine nucleotide exchange factor 7
Exons: 8
Coding region: 561-4325 (1254 amino acids)
Molecular function (GO): guanyl-nucleotide exchange factor activity; protein binding
Source: RefSeq, a predicted model, not a curated record
GGAGCCGUGUUCGGUCGCCGCUGCUGCCUUUCGGAAGCAAAAAUACCAAUAAUUUUCAUUCGAAUUUCGUGAAUCCGCGUGAACGUUUCGUGCGUGACAACCGUGCGGGUGUAGUGGACGAGUUUACCUUCUAAGAUAUUGACCGCGCGCGCUUGUGGUCCUGCUCCGACGGAAUGAAAGUGGUCCACGGGGAAAAGUUCUCGAUUAUGUGAUCAUCUGUGAUAGAAGAAGGAGGAAGAUUCCCGUCUUUUUUUGUGUGUGGUGCUUUUGUUGUUCCGUUCCGUUUUUGGGAAUAGCGCUGGUUGGCUUGUUCUGUGCCCAAGUUGGGAAGUGGUGCUCCGGUUCUCGGAAGAAGCCGAUUCUUCAAGUUAAAUUGAGUGAAGAAGCGCUCUCGGAACAAAGCAGAUUCGACGCAGCGGCUUGCCGGCCCGCGGCAGCGAUCUUUCCAAAGUAGGAGGAAGAUUCUGUGCCGUCUUCCCGACGUUCCCCUCCCUCUUUAACUUUGACCACACCACCGCCCUGCAUCCCGGAGAAGGCGGAGGCCUGGCGGCGUCGUCGGCAUGGACUCGGGCCAGUUUACCGUGCAGGCGCAGUACUCGUUCAAGGGGUCCAACAACGACGAGCUUUGCUUCAAGAAGGGCGACAUCAUCACACUGACACAGCGCGAGGAUGGCGGCUGGUGGGAGGGAACGCUCGGCGAAAUGACCGGCUGGUUCCCGAGCAACUACGUCAAGGAGUAUGUUGGACCCCUUCCCCUAUCAGAGACAAUCCGUCCACCGGAGGACAUCCAGGCCUUCCGGUCGGUCGUCUUCCGCGAUUUGCUCGAGAGUGAGCGGGCUCACGUGGCCGAGCUGCGAGGGAUGAUGGAGAACUUCCUGGAGCCGCUGGAGGGUAGUCAAAUUCUCUCGCAGGACGAGUAUACGCAGCUGAUGUGUAACUUUGUCGAGGUGGUCGAAAUGCACGAGGAGUUUCUGCAGAACCUGGAGGAGUCGAACGAUCGCGUCGGGAAGGUGUUCCUCACGAAAGCGCCCACCAUGAAGAAGGUUCACCAGUGCUACUGCGCGGCGCAUCCGCGCGCCGUCGUCAUAGUUGAUAAGUACCGCGAUGAUUUAAAUGCCUUUAUGGAGAAGCAGGGCGCGGCCAAGCCGGGUCUGCUCGUGCUCACCACCGGUCUGUCGAAGCCGUUUCGCCGGUUGGACAAGUAUUCGGCGAUCCUGCAAGAGUUGGAGCGUCACAUGGAGAGUUGUCACGCGGAUCGCGGUGACACCCAGCGAUCGAUAGCCGUGUACAAGGACAUUGCUUCGUCGUGUUCGGCGACGCGUCGUCAGAAGGAGUUGGAGCUGCAGAUCCUGACCGGUCCCAUUCGGGGCUGGCAGGGCCAGGAGUUGACCACGCUCGGGGAGAUCAUCCACAUGGGCAGCGUGGCGGUCGGUCCCGAGCACAAGGAUCGCUACUUUGUGCUGUUUCCCCAGACGCUGCUGAUUCUGAGCGUGAGUCAACGGAUGAGUGCAUUCAAGUACGAAGGCAAGCUUCCGCUCACGGGGAUCAGUGUGAACCGGCUGGAGGACACGGACCAGAUCAAGAACGCGUUCGAAGUGACGGGUACGCUGAUCGAUCGGAUUGUGGCCGUUUGUCAGGGACCGAGCGAAGCAAACAAGUGGGUUGACCUGCUCAGCGCAAAGUUGAUCGCUGAUGGACAGCAACAGCAGCAGCAGCCAGGCAAGGACAUGAAACGGAUCGUGAGCAGCUCAGCGGUCAACAUUCCGCUGCCUCCGCCACAUUGUAAAGAAACGCUCGACCCGCGCGGGUACUGCACGCGUGUCUCCGUAUGUGCAUACAGUCAGAGUCCGGGCCGGACGACGUUUCCGCCCUCGUCCUACCCGCCAACGGCUCCGUACGCCGCGCUGACCUCCUUCUUCCGGCGGCUGCUCCGUUCGGGCGGCAUGUCCCGGUACAUCGUGCAAGCGCUGCUCUAUCCGCAGAUUACGGCACGCAUCGAUACGGGUGCGGUGGUGUUGCGCCGGAAGCACAGGACCACGGUGCGGAUGUACAGGAGGGGGGAAGAGCAGCAGCAACAGCAGCGGAAUCAGCAGCAAUUUGACGGAGACUCGGAUGAGUAUGAGGAGGAGGAGGCAGGGUCGUGUACGUCGUCGUGCUCGGCCGGAUCGAAUGGGAACAAUUUGGAACGGCAGAACGCGGUAGAUUACGGGGACGACGAGGAUCCGUACGAAACGAUUACGUUCUUUACCGAGGGGAGGAAGCAGGAGAGUGGUGAGGUUGCGGCCGCCGCGAGGGAGAGUACGAUUUACGAGAGCUAUGGCGGGCAUCCGGAUGAAGCGGAUGAGGCGUUCUUCUACGUGCCGGGGAAACCGGUCAGUGGCAACGUUGGCAGCGAGGAGAGAAAGAGUGUCGAGAGUCACGGAUCGCACAUAAUCGGGUCGCGAGCGAUUCCUUGUCUAAAGUUGAACGACUGUGAGUCCUUUGGGAGCAACGGCGGGGUGCGGGGUGACGGGGACGCCGUAGGUUCGAUCCAUACGACCACGGCCCGGUUGCACCUCGGGGAGAUCCGGCAGCAGUGUUCCGAGCAGUCUCAAGUAUCUAGCUUUGAGCAUAGAGUAGGCCACGGCCGUAUGGCGUGUGAAGACUUAGUCAACUUAGAUGAUUCCAUGAAGAUCAAACAUUCGCUUCAACAGAAACCGAUAAUCGAAGAACGGCACAGCAUGCCGACCCUGUUUGUGGGGAACCGGUUCGCGAGCUCGUCGGUAACCGAGAUUUUUAUUCCGUCGUGGAAGGAUCGCCAGGAUCCGAAUCCGCCUCCGCCGCCGUUCAAGCCCACAGAAGAUCGCUCCAGCUUCACGACGCAUCAUUCCAGCACGCUCGAUAUUCCCGCGCCCGAAGCCCCACUGCUGUCCGUGCCGGACCACGUGACCGCGGAACUGCUGUACAACUUCCACAACAGCCACCACAGUCCGUCGCCUUCCGUCGUGCGUUCGCCCGUUACCUCCUGGUGCAAGAUCCUCACGCCGCCGCAGGAGUUCGGCACCUUGUCCCGCGAGAUGUCACCAUUCCGUAAGCAUUCACUAAAUUCUGAUAAAAAACUUGUGCUAAAUCAAACUCAUCUCAGAAAGGGAAAGGAUGAUGAGGAGGCGCGAUCGGCGACGACUACGACUUCGGCGACAUCGCCGCGAAGGUGCGUGAGCUACCAGUACGUAAACAUGGGCGGCAGCAACGCUGCCAACACUAGCGCAAGUAACGCUUCCGGACAGCCGAACAAGAACAACUCCCCCGAACAAACCCACGCCAAGUGUCGCUUCUGCGAUAGCAGUUGCAGUGCCGGCGGCUCCCGUUGCCACAGUCCGCGCUCGAGCGAUUCAGGUAUGGCCGGCAGUUGUUCGAUAUCCACACCCGAUCCGCCUAAAUUAUCCGGGGAUUUUCUUCUUUAUGAUUCAGAGCACGGAACCGACGCGGCCGGCGGCGGCCAACGCAGCCAAUUACGGCACUCGCGCUCCAGCCACAAUAUCGGCCGGUUCGCGCCGCUGCUCCGCGACGACAGCGAGUUUAACUUUACCGACAGUGGUCAGUACGACCACCACCAGCAUCACGGCGCGUUGGCACAGGCCACCACCACCGGAAGUGGCGAUCCGAACCAGACCCGGAACAAUACUCUGCGAAGCGAGAAUUCCGAGCUGGGCGGGGCGAUGAUGAAGUUUGCGCGAAGUCGCAGCGAGGAGCGCGUCAGUGACGAUGACGAAGUCGUCGAAGAAAAGAAGCAGUACUGUACUGGCCGGAGUAGGAUCGUGGUCAAUCUUACCGGAAGUGGACUGGAAAACGGCGCGAACGAGCACAAGUCGCAGACGACGAUCUACCGCACCGGACUGUAUGCACAUUGGUGGAAGAAGGAAAAGUUGCCCAUCUUUGUGGUCGGAGCGACGACGCGGCAGGGCGCGGCGGAAGAGCGAAGAAACGAGCCUCCUGGGGGUAGUUGUGGUGGUUCCGGUGACCAUUUCGUUGAUGGCGGUGGUGGUGGUGAUGGUCGGGACGCCGUCGUUGACGUCGCACGGGGUUCAGAUGUCCCCGCCCACGUCCGGCGGCAGCACCGGCAACAGCCACCCGUCACGGGGCAGCGGCUCCAUCACACAGCACAUGUCGCAACACAAACGCAGCCAGUCGUUCAACCACCACCUGAGCUACAACCAAGUCCAGCAGCAACAGCAGCAGCAGCACCAGUCCCAAAAACUCCUACUGUCCAAUUUCGCUGCGAGCCGGAUCAGCACCGAGUCGGGAAACCCGCCACCAAGCCUAAAAGGAAUCAAGGAAAAAGCUAAUUGGAACAUCACCAACCUCCGACCGGCACCUCCCCUGCGGCCCGCCCUCCUCAACGGAACCAAUUCGUCCGGCUCGGGAACGGGUUCGACGGGCGGCGGUGGAGGCGCUAGCAUUGUUGGCGGUGGUGGUGGUGG